Messenger RNA from Penicillium chermesinum, 666 nucleotides. Its product is annotated as sugar O-acetyltransferase. The transcript has 3 exons. Gene Ontology annotation, molecular function: acetyltransferase activity. The record is from RefSeq and is a predicted model, not a curated record. Lineage: Eukaryota; Fungi; Ascomycota; Eurotiomycetes; Eurotiales; Aspergillaceae. The coding region runs from base 1 to 666 and encodes 221 amino acids.
AUGACAUCCUCGAAAGAAUGGGCCAAGAUGCUCCGCGGUGAGCUCUAUAUGCCCUGGGACCAAGAUCUCCAAGACAACCGCACCCGCUGCAAGCUAGCCUGCGAAGCGUUCAAUGCCGCUGGGAAUGCAUCAAGGCGACAGAAAGUCGAGCUCUGGCGAAAAAUCAUUGGUGACACCCGCCCUCUGCCCCCAAUAGACCUGGAUCCGAAGCAAGACGAGCAGUUAUUCGACGAAACAGACCCAUUUGUCGAUGGCCCAGUCUCUGUGGACCAUGGUCUAAAUUUCAAAGUUGGAGCUGGUACAUUCCUCAACUUCAACCUGCUCGUCCUGGAUACCUGUCUUAUCACUAUUGGCGAACGGGUGUUGUUCGGUCCGAAUGUAUCUCUUUAUGGAGCCAUUCAUCCAUUUGAUCCAGCUGUUCGACAGGGACUGAAAGGACCUGAGGCUGGCAAGGAGAUACAUAUCGAGGAUGACGUGUGGAUUGGAGGCAGCGUGAUUAUUCUUGCAGGUGUACGGAUUGGCCGCGGGUGUACCAUUGGCGCGGGUGCAGUGGUGACAAGAAAUGUUCCUCCGUUCCAUUUCGCUGCUGGCAACCCGGCGAGGGUUAUUCGGAAAAUUGAUAGUGAGAUGGAUCCAGCUCGGCAAGAUAAUGCCAUUGAUGCAUGA